AUGAGCACACCUACUUCUCCUAUUAGUAAUAAAAUGGAGUCCAUUCGCCUUAGGAUUCGUUUCCAAUUCCCCGUCCCUUCCCUUCAGUAUAAUCGUAAAGUCUGGAUGCUCUUCAAUAUCAGUGAUUGUAGGUUCAUAUCAGACCUCUCUUAUCUCAUUGCUGAUAGAUAUGGUCUCAGUAAUCAGCCAUUACUCCUUCACAUGGACCAUUACUUGCUCCCUCCUCUUGAAAGCAUUAACAUCAUUAAGGAUAAUGACGUGAUUGAUGUCUCCUUUAAACUAGGGGAUGAGGUGGAUCCUAAAAAGGGGAGAGGAAUAGCAGCAGAAUGGAAAGAGAAAAAGAAUAAAAAAGUGACUAAGCUCAUAUCCGGUUCAAGCAAUAGUAGUAGCAGUAGCUCUGAAUCUGACUCUAGUAAAGAAGCAGAAAACAAGACAAAGCACGUUAAACUGGCUUUAACUAGCAGCAGCUCAGAAUCAGACAGUAGCAGUAGCAGUACUAGUGACAGUAGUGAUGACGAAGUGCUUCUCAAAGAGUCAGUGGAUGUUAAAUCAAGUAAAAGCUCAUCUCAAUCCUCCAGUCUCAGAUCUGGAACUAAACCACGUGUAUCUGAAAUUAAGGCCAGGCCACACCCGACUAAACCAUUAACCAGUAGCAGACCAUCGACCAGUAGACCAAUGACCUUUAAACUGUUAAACAGCAAAUCUUCAACCAGUAAACCGUUUGCUUCUAAGACAACGACCACCGAUAAAUCUUUGAAUCCUAAACCAUCAGCUAGUAAAUCGUCUACUAAAAAGCUAUCGGUCAAUAAAUCAUCAACCAUUAAACAAACUAGUACACCAGUGACCGAUGUUCCUGCUCCCAAUAAACUUCCUACUAGACCUUCAACCACCAAACAAUCAGUCACAAAGGCAGUACAGGGUAGUAGCAGUAGUAAGUCAUCUCACGUUUAUUUCUCCAGUGAUGAUGAUGAUAAUGCGUCAUUAGUUACAGAAGUAGUAGAGGAGAAAGAGAAAGUAAUAAAGGAGGAAAAGGAUUAUUCCAAAUAUCCUUCUCUUGUCUCCAUUCCUUCCAUUGGGUCUGUGAUUGCUUUUAAAACAUUAGAACUAUCACCCAUAGAUUAUACUCCAUUACUGUCUGAUUAUAAAGAAGGGACAGUCCUAAAUGUAACCGAUGAUCAGUUACUAUCAUUACAGUUGGAUGAUGAUACAGUGUCUAAGGAAAAGAUUAAAGCAAUCAAAGAGACUGAAGGAAAGUUCUCUCUACCUGAUACUGAGCCUUAUGAACCAGAGAGGGAAAUCAAUAUUAGUUUUACUGAGCUAAUAGAAGCUAAACUCUGUAACUUUACAGAAGUAGUAGAGGAGAAAGAGAAAGUAAUAAAGGAGGAAAAGGAUUAUUCCAAAUAUCCUUCUCUUGUCUCCAUUCCUUCCAUUGGGUCUGUGAUUGCUUUUAAAACAUUAGAACUAUCACCCAUAGAUUAUACUCCAUUACUGUCUGAUUAUAAAGAAGGGACAGUCCUAAAUGUAACCGAUGAUCAGUUACUAUCAUUACAGUUGGAUGAUGAUACAGUGUCUAAGGAAAAGAUUAAAGCAAUCAAAGAGACUGAAGGAAAGUUCUCUCUACCUGAUACUGAGCCUUAUGAACCAGAGAGGGAAAUCAAUAUUAGUUUUACUGAGCUAAUAGAAGCUAAACUCUGUAACUAAUGAAAUAGAUGGUUAUCAAUCGUUAAACACUUAAGUAUCAUGUACAUUGUAUAGUAAUAAUUGUUAUAAACUAGAACCUCUAUAGAGGUUACUAAUCACAAUCA
This is a messenger RNA of Amphimedon queenslandica, 1805 nucleotides long. RefSeq names its product coilin-like. Bases 1 to 1701 code for a protein of 566 amino acids. Lineage: Eukaryota; Metazoa; Porifera; Demospongiae; Haplosclerida; Niphatidae. Gene Ontology annotation, cellular component: Cajal body. The transcript has 2 exons. Gene Ontology annotation, molecular function: U1 snRNA binding; U2 snRNA binding. Gene Ontology annotation, biological process: spliceosomal snRNP assembly. The record is from RefSeq and is a predicted model, not a curated record.